UGCAUGAGCAGUUUCUGACAACGCCUGGCAUUGGAACCCAUACGCAGCGUCCCAGAGCGCCCCAUGUGACAUCAGGCUUAGCUGCGAACCAGCGUCGCUGCUCCUGCCUGGGUGGUUCGCGCAAUGUGCCUUAAUUCUCCUCUGAAAGCACAAGUCUUGUCCUGUAGGAACAAGGGCCCCGGCACGGCAAAGUCUUGCAUUGCUGCGCACUCCGUUGGCUGCUGAUACAGAGAUCUCUGCAUUAUCAAAGGCAUCAAUCUCUUUAGGUACUGUGAAAUCAUCUGUUCCAGCUCAAUUGCACUGGGCUUCAAACAUCAUGGCACAGUCCAUUGUGAGUGUGCCGCUGCAUCGAGUAGUGACGUCGGCACCAGACUGCAGCUGUCUUGACAUUGACGCAAAAGCCAAAAGGGAUCCAGCGCCUCGAUCUUCAUCACGGUGUCUGCAAUUGCCUGUGGGGAGAGCGCAUGCUAUGCAAGGCAACUCAAGAACACCAGCAAGAAGCAGCCAGCCUCUCCUCCACCCCUCCAUUCAAGAGUCCACUUUCUUUCCAAGGCUGGGCUCCAUAGACAGGAGUCCAGCUUAUCUACCUUCGGUACAGUCACACAGGGGGCGCCAAUCCAUAAGAGCCCAAAGCGCAGAGCAAGCUGCAGUCCCCCAGCCUGCUCCGCCAGCCAAAAGUUUUCAUUGGACAGAUAUCACCAGGAAUGCCAGUCAAUACAUGCCUCAAGCCAUUGUGAUAAGCACGGCCCUGGGGCUGUUCUACCCACCCUCCUUUACGUGGUUCACAAACAAGUACUACCCCUCCGCUCUGGGCUUCCUAAUGUUCGCCGUCGGCAUCAACCUCUCCCUCGACGACUUCAAGCACGCGUUCCAGCGGCCGGCCGUCCUGGCCCUGGGCUACUUUGGGCAGUUCGUGCUGAAGCCGCUCUUUGGCUACGCGCUCGCGCACUCGCUCGUACCGCUGCUCGGACUCCCGGACGCAAUCGGUUCGGGCCUCAUCCUCGUUGCCUGCGUGAGCGGCGCGCAGCUCUCCAACUACGCCUCCUUUUUAGUGGACAAGCAAAUGGCGCCGCUUAGUAUCGUCAUGACCGCCCUCUCAACCGCCAGCGCAGCCUUGAUUACCCCGACGCUAACCCACGCUAUGCUCGGGCAGCGGUUACCGGUGGACGUGAAAGGGAUGAUGAUUAGUAUACUGCAGUGUGUGGUCGCGCCUGUGGCCGCCGGCCUGGCUCUGAACAGAUUCGCCCGUUCUGUCACCUCUGCGAUCCGCCCCGUCCUCCCACUCCUCUCGUUGCUCGACACGUGUUGCUGCAUUGGCAGCCCGCUCGCGCUCAACGCCGGCGCGCUCCGGUCGCCGUUUGGGCUUGUCAUUCUUCUUCCCGUCCUAGCUUUUCACACGGUGGCCUUUAUUGGCGGGUACUAUUCCGCCGUCGGCGCGUUUCCGCGGAUAGAGGACCGGCGGAACGUCGCCCGAACCAUGUCCUUUGAAGUCGGCAUGCAGAGUAGUCUCCUCGCUUUGGCGUUGGCCAACCGGUUCUUCCCGAACCCCCUCGUCGCACUGCCGUGCGCCAUCUCGGUGAUUGCGAUGUCUUUGAUGGGAUUCGGACUGGUGGUUGUGUGGACACAUCCCCGAAAGCACACCAACUCGCACUGAAGUACCGCGCUAGAGGCACAUACUCUUCUUGAUGUUUAGAGCCGCUGUUUCGAAAAGUAGUGAAGCCAGUGACCUGAUGAGUUUGGAUUGCUUCAAAAGUGGAACAGGUCGAACUAGGUCACGGUCUGAAGUUAAUCAAGAAAACAAGGCACACUUCAGGCAAAGAAUUCAGAUGAUCCUAUAGAACGGUCCGAUACCAAGGCAGCUGGGCACAAAAUACAGGCCUUCUGAUCGGAGAUAGUGUAAAUAACAGUGCAAUUACUGAGCUAAUGUAUCGGAUUAUGGGUAACAAACAUAUGGUUAUAACUGCUUGCCUCCAAAAGCGCUUGAGAGGUAAUGGCUUAAGGCAUGCGACUUUCAGUUUUAAUGACGCAGUAUUUUGAUAUUCCAACGGCGGGUAACAAGCAGUUUGAACGCACCGAACGCGAAUAGACGGG
Klebsormidium nitens is the source of this 2091-nucleotide messenger RNA. NCBI's taxonomy places the organism in Eukaryota, Viridiplantae, Streptophyta, Klebsormidiophyceae, Klebsormidiales, Klebsormidiaceae. The record is from the annotation of a GenBank genome assembly.